UGAACGAGCCCAGCCAAUCGGAGUGAGGACUGACAGGAACGACCCAAUCCUAGAGCUGGGACUGAGGUUGGGGGCGGGGACAGUGGCCCGAGUGGACUUGGGACUGGCGCUGUCCUGAGGGAGCUGGGUUGUGGAUGCUGCUGGUUCUCGUGCUGCAGUACUGGGUCGUCAGGCAGCACACCCUCUCUGUGAGGGGAAUCAUGAGCCGCUUCCUGAACGUGUUACGAAGCUGGCUGGUUAUGGUGUCCAUCAUAGCCAUGGGGAACACGCUCCAGAGCUUCCGAGACCACACCUUUCUCUAUGAGAAGCUCUACACUGGCAAGCCAAACCUUGUGAAUGGCCUCCAAGCCCGGACCUUUGGGAUCUGGACACUGCUCUCAUCGGUGAUUCGCUGCCUCUGUGCCAUUGACAUCCACAACAAAACACUCUACCACAUCACAUUGUGGACCUUCUUCCUCGCCUUGGGACACUUCCUCUCGGAGUUGUUCGUAUUUGGAACAGCAGCUCCCACAGUCGGUGUGCUGGCACCCCUGAUGGUGGCAAGUCUCUCCAUCCUGGGUAUGCUGGUUGGGCUCCGGUAUCUAGAGGCAGAACCAGGAUCCAUACAGAAGAAGAGAAACUGAAACUGAGGCCAGCCUUGCCACCUCCAAAACAUCGUUGUUUUCCGCGUUGGCUGUCUUCGUUCUUCAUCCUAUGUCCUUACAUCAUUUCUUUUCAACUGUGUCCUUAGUUCCUUCAUCUAGGUUCAGCGUCUUUAGCUUUUGGGGUUUGGGGUUUUUAAUGUUUUUAAAUAUUUAAGAUGUUCAUACAGAAAACUUAUGUAACACGUAAUUUAGAGU
Messenger RNA from Microtus ochrogaster (prairie vole), 839 nucleotides. RefSeq names its product ergosterol biosynthesis 28 homolog (gene Erg28). The record is from RefSeq and is a predicted model, not a curated record. Gene Ontology annotation, molecular function: protein-macromolecule adaptor activity. Gene Ontology annotation, cellular component: endoplasmic reticulum; membrane. NCBI's taxonomy places the organism in Eukaryota, Metazoa, Chordata, Mammalia, Rodentia, Cricetidae.